CGUGUAUGGUGCACUACUGCUGCUUAUGUUACUGUCUUUUCACAUACUCUAGUGUCUGUCUAGUAUCCUCUACGAUUCCUGAUAAUUACUAAAAAGCUCCAGAAGUUUCUGGCUGAACGCACACCAAUGUCACUUUCUGCAAACUUUAUUUAAGUUCUAAGUUCUAAGAUCUACAGAGCAACUGUCUAGUCCAUUAGGGUAGAGGAGAAAAUCCAGGAUGUCUGUGGAUGUGAAGGAGAAGACCGAGGUGCGUCUGGUGUUCAUGGGAGCUGCCGGAGUGGGGAAAACAGCUCUGAUCCAGCGAUUCCUGCAGGACAGCUUCGAGCCGAAACACCGUCGCACUGUGGAGGAGCUCCACAGCAGGGAGUAUGAGGUGGCUGGCGUCAAGGUGACCGUCCACAUCAUGGACACAAGCGGUAGCUACGCUUUCCCCGCCAUGCGCAAGCUCUCCAUCCAGAACGGUGAUGCCUUCGCCCUGGUCUACUCCGUGGACGACCCCGAGUCACUCGAAGCCGUGAAGAGCCUUCGUAAGGAGAUUCUGGAGAUCAAGGAGGACAAGCUCACGCCCAUCGUGGUGGUUGGCAACAAGGCAGACCGGGAUGGCGAGCGGCAGGUGUCCGCCGAAGAUGUGCUGGCCACCGUGGAGCUGGACUGCAACAGCUGCUUCUUGGAGGCCUCGGCAAAGGAGAACGCCAAUGUGAUGGAGGUGUUCAGGGAACUGCUGCAGCAGGCCAACCUGCCCAGCCGCCUGAGCCCCGCCCUCUGUCGCCGCAGGGAGACCUUCCCCAAGAACAGCGGGGCGCGCCCACCGAUGAACAAGACCAACAGCUGCACCAUCUCCUAAAGCAAGCAGCAGAGGGGCAGUGGGGACAUGGAAGGGGGGUGGAGUUUGUGGGGGGGUGCAUAAAGUUGUGAAGAUGCAGAAAGAAGCGUCGCAAACUUCUCACAACCUUUUGAAUGUUCCCAGUUGAGCACCAAUAGCAGCCUCCAAGUACAGACAGAGGCAGAGGUUUAUAAAGAAGGGAACUGCCAGCUGGUGUAGAGUGGAUGGAGCAUGGCUAAACAUACUGGUAUUGCUCUGUGAAAGAAAUGUAAACCAGCUGCAGGUCGUGUAUAAAGUAAACCGAAUGUUAUGGCAGUUUUCGAAGUUGAUUUGAGCUUCUCAAGCUUUGAUGCAAGAUCAACAUGUGUAAAUUUAAGUUUUAAGCCCUGUUUAAAUAGUGUACAAGUAUUCUGACUAUAGUCAAGUGGUGUGGGCUAAAGCAUUAACAUGCCUAUUUAAUACAUUGUUUUAAUUCAUUGUUUGCAUGAUGUUUGCAUUGGUUUAAAAAGUCAUUGCCAAAAAGUACCGAGCCAGAGCCUUAACCUUGUUGAAAGCCAGGCUUAAGCAUAGACUUUUCAUAGUCUAAUGUCAUGUAAGAAAUACAUUGCACUUCCAAUGUUAUCAACAAAUAAAUAUUUA
Electrophorus electricus (electric eel) is the source of this 1462-nucleotide messenger RNA. RefSeq names its product rasd family member 4 (gene rasd4). The record is from RefSeq and is a predicted model, not a curated record. Gene Ontology annotation, molecular function: GTP binding; GTPase activity. Lineage: Eukaryota; Metazoa; Chordata; Actinopteri; Gymnotiformes; Gymnotidae.